Olea europaea var. sylvestris is the source of this 519-nucleotide messenger RNA. RefSeq names its product hydrophobic protein RCI2A-like. The record is from RefSeq and is a predicted model, not a curated record. Bases 176 to 343 code for a protein of 55 amino acids. Gene Ontology annotation, cellular component: membrane. Lineage: Eukaryota; Viridiplantae; Streptophyta; Magnoliopsida; Lamiales; Oleaceae. The transcript has 3 exons.
CCCUCUUUUAUCGUUCCACAAGCGAAUCCACGUUCUUCCUCCUAAGUCCUGACUCGCUGCCUAUAAAUCAAGUAACAUCCUCAAAUUCAAUUUGCAUUUUACACUUGUCCUGGAAAUACACAUCUUCUGUCUGUUUACAUUUGGUGAUCCCAAAAGAGAGAUUAUCUGAACAAAUAUGGGUGCAGCAACUUGCGUAGACAUUCUUCUGGCAAUUCUGUUGCCUCCCCUUGGUGUCUUCCUUAAAUUUGGCUGCAAGGCUGAAUUCUGGAUAUGUUUGUUGCUUACCAUCUUGGGCUAUAUCCCUGGAAUCAUUUAUGCCAUUUAUAUCAUCACCAGGAAUUGAUGAAUUCAUUCCUGGUGGCGAUGGCAAAGCUGUGAAGUAUCAUGUUGAUUAUUGUGUAAUGGAGUGGUUUGUUUUAAGCAUGUUGUGUAGUGUUACUUUUGAAACUUCUAAUGUAUUUAAUUACUAUGAUUUGAUUAGCAUCAUCUUUUUAUAUUAUCAAAUUACUUAAUCUUGCA